AUGGCAUUCUGUUUCGUAGGAAGACAAGUGGCUGGUAGGGCUUUGCUUGGAGCACCAACACAAUUAAGGGGAUACUGCCAGAAAAUCUCUCCCACAAAAACCUCUAGUAGAGUUGGUCAUGAUGUUAGAGCUUUCAUUGGGGGCGGACUCGUAUCUGCGUGCUUCUACUUGUACUGGUUACGCAACGAAGCUUUUAAAAUUAAAGAGAGGAGCACACUCUUGACUACUACACCACACAGUCUGUCAUUCGUAAGGGAAGAAAGGUUGAUCGAUCACCAUGUUUGGGAGCACAGACUUUUCCCUACUGAAGGUGAAAAGUUACUUAAAUUGUUUAAUAAACAUCAGUUUAGUGGGAUAACUGUUGUUUGUGCCAUGAGUACCCACUAUAAAGAUAGAGAUCAUCAGAAAAUUCUUAAGAAGAAAACAGUCUUGUUACAGUCCUUUCAGAAAGUCUUUGAUGAACCAAAGGACUUACCUCCUAACAGACCUUUUGUCAUACCAUUACUUUACUUUCAGACACACAAAGGAUAUAAUAAUGUGGAAACAGGGGUGUGUUUACAGUUAAGAGCUGUUGUGAAGAACAAAGUCAUCAUUGGAACAAUUAUGGCCAUGUAA
Messenger RNA from Solanum verrucosum, 615 nucleotides. RefSeq lists its product as uncharacterized. The coding region runs from base 1 to 615 and encodes 204 amino acids. Lineage: Eukaryota; Viridiplantae; Streptophyta; Magnoliopsida; Solanales; Solanaceae. The transcript is spliced from 7 exons. The record is from RefSeq and is a predicted model, not a curated record.